Molecule: messenger RNA, 1674 nt
Organism: Diutina rugosa
Lineage: Eukaryota; Fungi; Ascomycota; Pichiomycetes; Serinales; Debaryomycetaceae
Exons: 1
Coding region: 1-1674 (557 amino acids)
Biological process (GO): monoatomic anion transport; monoatomic ion homeostasis; transmembrane transport
Cellular component (GO): fungal-type vacuole; plasma membrane
Molecular function (GO): solute:inorganic anion antiporter activity; borate efflux transmembrane transporter activity
Source: RefSeq, a predicted model, not a curated record
AUGGCCAUGCUGACGCUCUGGAAACGCCUAGGCCGUCCCGGAUACGGGAUCGUCCACGACAUCCGCAACCGGCUACCGUACCUAAAGCUGGACUAUACCGACGCCUGGAACUACCGCGUGGUGGCGCUGACCACGUUCUUGCUCUUUGCCAACAUCCUCCCAGAACUCUCGUUCCUGUUGGACCAGUUCGUCGGCACCAACAAUUCCUACGGGCUUAAUGAAGUGCUCAUGCUGAGUGCUAUUGGCGGGUGUGCUUUUGGUCUCUUCAGUGGCCAGCCGCUAAAUGUGGUCGGGGUCACAGGGCCAGUCUCAGUGAUUCUGACAACGAUCUAUGACCUUGUACAUCCUAUGGGAACUCCAUUUCUUCAGUUCAUGUGCUGGGUGUACCUCUGGCUGGCUUUAUUCCACUGGAUCAUUGCAUUCUUUAAUGGUGUGAAGUGGUUAGGUAUUGUCACUCUGUACCUGUGCAACUCGUUUGGCUUUUUCAUCAAUUUUGUGUAUCUCACCAAAGCCAUUCAAAUCUUAAGCGACCAGUUCCAUGUGCUGGUGGCGCUGGGGUUCGCCCUGGUGGUGGUGCUGUUGCUCAUGGUGUUCUUUGGAGUGGGAGCUCACCUAUUCGGUAGCUCCACCCAUUUCCUCAGACCGUGGAUGCGCAAGAUCUUCUUGGACUACGGCACCCCCGCGGCAGUGGUGUUUUUCACUGGUUUUGUCCACUUUGGAGGUUACCUUAAUAACGUCAAAUUCCAAAACCUCCCUACUACCACCAGUUUCCAGCCCACCGAUAAAGUCAAUAGACCUCACGGAUGGUUUAUCCACUUCUGGGAAGGGGUUACCGUGGGCGACGUGUUUUUGGCAGUUCCGUUCGCAUUAUUGGUGACGUUCUUAUUCUACUUUGACCACAACGUCAGUGCCAUCAUGUCGCAACCCCUCAAAUACCCCUUAAAGAAACCAGCCCUGUUCCACUGGGACUUCGCCUUACUUGGCAUCACCACCGGCGUGUGUGGCCUUAUCGGCAUCCCCGCAUGUAACGCCUUGGUACCGCAACUGCCGUUGCACACCGAGUCGUUGGCAGUGUAUAACGACGACGGCGAGAUUGUCGACGUCGUCGAGCAAAGAGUGAGCAACACGGCACAGGGAGCUAUCACUUUCUUCCUCAUGCUGGGCCCCAUGCUCGUGGUGCUUGGCCUCGUGCCCCAAGCAGUGCUUGCGGGCCUUUUCUUCGUCAUGGGUAUUAUCGGUAUUCACGAGCUGAUCGUUACUGAUAAGAUCCGCUACAUCUUUACACAAAAGCAGUUCAAGGCGCGUGACUUCCCCAUGAUCGACCACGCGGUGUCGCAGUUGCUGGACUACCGGUGGUUCCUCCUCUACGUGGUGCUUGAAGCACUUAUGGGGCUUGCCGAAUACGCGAUCACCGUUACCCCAGGGGCUAUCGGAUUUCCCUUAGUGCUUUUGGUAUCGUUAGUGCUCGCACGGUGGGUGUGGCCGCGUAUCUUCAAUCCCAGUGACUUGGCCGUUUUAGAUGGGCCCGUGUGCGAUCCCGCGAUCAUGCGGGCGCUCAAGUUGAAGCAGGAAUCCGACGAGAGCGAGCUGGACAUGGAGUUGGUGCUGGCGGAGCUGGCGCCGCUGGUGGAGGGACUCAAACACCGCAAGCGAGAAGUGGAGACAAAGGUGUAA